Cuscuta europaea is the source of this 5563-nucleotide messenger RNA. Lineage: Eukaryota; Viridiplantae; Streptophyta; Magnoliopsida; Solanales; Convolvulaceae. The record is from the annotation of a GenBank genome assembly.
GCGCCCUUGAAGUCUUAAACAAGUAAUAACAUGUCAAAGGUUAAAGAAGGAAGAUGGGUAGGGGUCGAAAGGAGUGAAAUAAACAUUUUUUUGUGAAGGGAAGUAAAAACAUAUUAGGUCGAGCGGAUACCGACCGCCAAAACCCCAUAAAAACCUUUGCAAUAGUGUGAUUGGCAGCCCAAUAGAACCAGUAGCCUUCUGUUCAAUGGUGAAACGACGUCGGGAGGAGGCAGAUUCCGAUGACGGCGCCAUAGUCGUUGCCGCUCCAGAGGCGCGGCACCGUACAGUUUAUAUUGAUACCAACCUCGAUACUCACCUUGCAGUAAUGGUAUCCAGCACUGAUACCGUUUCCUAUAUCAAAAAGGAGAUAUUGGUAGAACACUUGGAUGCUUUUCCUCAUAUGGGAGAGAUAAAGAUUCACUCUGUCCAGGUAAAACGGAAAGGCAAUUUCUAUCACCUACCUGAUUCCAUGCCUAUAGCAACUGUAUUUGAAGGCAUUAAAAGAGAUUGGUUUAUUUAUGUCAUUGGUUCUGUUUCAGUUGAUCAGGCCCUGAACGGAGCUUGUAACGACCACAUAGGGUCACUUCACACAAAAAGUUAUGACCAAAAUGUUCUGUAUGAUCCUUCAAUAGACUUGCGCAUGGACACUGAACAUGCGAAAGAUGAGCACUGUAGAUAUUUUCCCUCUGAUACUUGCCGGAGCUCAGCUUAUAAGAAUAUAGUAUCAAUUGCUCAAGUGAAGACAGUUAGCCAUGGUCUACGGGAUCACAAUUCUGGGGAUAGUUCAAAGCAAAAACCUGUGACUAAAAGGCGGAAAUUGAAACAUAGUGAAGAACCAUCUCUUACAGGUGGUGAUGAUGGUUCACAGAAAUUCCAGAUGGUGGGAAACGAAACGUCAGCAAAGUCCAAUGAUAGAAAAUCAAAACUUUCCUUAAUGCCUUCUGAUAACACUCGAUCUGGGAGAGAUGAUGGUAAGAGGCCUAAAAAGAAGAAGUCCAAGAAGAUCGAGGCGAAGGAUCAAUUUGAGACUGAGAAAAGUGAAAAGAUGAUGGCCAAUGUGGAAGCAGAUGGAGACAAAAUGAAUGAGAAUGAUGAGAGGAUAUCUCGAACCACCAAUGUAAGCGUUCUGGAAAACAAUGAAGCAGAUCUUACUAACAAGGGUGGGAGAGAUGAUGAUAAGAGGUCUAAAAAAAAGAAGUCCAAGAAGAUCAGGGCGAAGGAUCAAUUUAAGACUAAGAAAAGUGACAAAAUGAUGGCCAAUGUGAAUGUAGAUAAAAUGAAUGAGAAUGAUGAAAGGAUAUCACGGACCAACAAUGAAACAAUUCGGGAAAACAAUGAAGCAGGUCUUAGUAACAAGGGGGAGACAGAUCAUGAUAAGAGACCUAAGAAAAAGAAGUCCAAGAAGAUGAGUGUGAAGCAUCCAUUUGAGCCAAAUACAGGAAAUAAUGAUCAAACACUUGUACCAAAGUUUAGUGAACCUGUGAAUGACAAUACUGCCAAAGUUGAACACUUGAGGCCACACAGUCAAACUUGUCAGACCAUUAAAGCAUUGAAGGAGGAACCAUCUGAAAAACAUGUAGAUAUGCAAUCAGAAAGCCACAUCUCUCUCAUUCUUGACAUGGCAGAUUUGAACUCUGAGCAACCAGAAACAGUUCAUAAUGCUCAGCUCUCUGAUGCCAAUGCCACUGAAAAACAUGGAAGCCCUGCUGGUAAGAAGAGAAAGUCGAAGAAGUCUCGUACCACUUAUCAAGAUUCUUUCAAUAUUGACCCUUCAGAUGUUCCUUCAGGUCUUCCCACAGUUGUCCAUUUCACUGAUGGAUCUAAUAACCAGAAACUCCCACAUUGCAUAGAAAUAGAAAAUCCGUCGAAUAAACAACCAAUUGAUACUUCUGCUGCAUGCUCUCAUGUGGAAAUUGAUAAAGACAAUGCAAGUGAGGCAGGACUUCUUCGUCCCAAUGGCGGAUUUAAUGAGCAGAAUAUUCAAACUGGUACCAGUCAUCUGGAGCAACCCGAAACAUUCUAUAAAGCUAAGCUCUCUGAUGCCAAUGCCACUGAAAAACAUGGAAGCCCUGCUGGAACUAAAAAGAAGAGAAAGUCAAAGAAGUCUCGUAUAACUAAUCAAGAUUCUUUCACUGUGGAUCCUUCAGAUGUUCCUUCAGGUCUUCCCACUGUUGACCAUUUCACUGAUGGAUGUAAUAACCAGAACCUCUCGCAUUGCAUGGAAGUAAAGAAUCCGUCAAAUAAAAUACCUAUUGAUACUUCUGCUGCAAGCUCUCGUAAGGAAAUUGAUAAAGUCAAUGAGAGUGAGGCAGGACAUCUUCCUGCCAAUGACGGAUUUAAUAAGCAGGAUGUUCAAACUGGUACGAGUCAUCUAGAGCAACCAGAAACAGUCUAUAAAGAAGUCCUAACAAAAAGGACAUCUCCGACCAACAGUGAAAGCAUUCUGGAAAACAGUGAAGCAGAAAUUACUAACAAGGGUGUGACAGAACAUGGUAAGAGGCUUAAGAAAAAGAAGUCCAAGAAGAUCAAUGUGAAGGAUCCAUUUGAGCCAAAUACAGGAAAUACCGAUCCAAGGCAUGUACCAACUUUGAGUGAACCUGUGACUGACAAUACUACCAAAGUUGAACACUUGAGGUCUCACAGUCAAACUCGCCAGACCAUUAAACCAUUCGAGGAGGAGCCUUCUGAAAAAUAUGUAGACAUGCAAUCAGCAAGCCACAUCUCUCUCAUUCGUGACUUGCCAGAUUUGAAUUCAGAGCAACCAGAAACAGUCUAUAAAGCUCAGCUAUCUGAUGCCAAUGCCACUGAGAAACAUGGAAGCCCUGCUGGAAGUAAAAAAAAGAGAAAGUCAAAGAAGUCUCGUACAACUAAUCAAGAUUCUUCACCUAUGGACCCUUCAGAUGUUCCUUCAGGUCUUCCCACUUCUGACCAUCUCACUGAUGGAUCUAAUAACCUGAACCUCUUGCAUUGCAUGGAGAUAGAACUUUCAUCCAAUAAACAACCAAUUGAUAUUUGUGCUGCAAGGUCUGGUAUGGAAAUUGAUAAAGUCAAUGAGAGUGAGGCAGGACAUCUUCCUGCCAAUGACAGAUUUAAUAAGCAGGAUGUUCAAACUGGUACUAGUCAUCUAGAGCAACCAGAAACAGUCUAUAAAGAAGUCCUAACAAAAAGGACAUCUCCGACCAACAGUGAAAGCAUUCUGGAAAACAGUGGAGCAGAAAUUACUAACAAGGGUGUGACAGAACAUGGUAAGAGGCUUAAGAAAAAGAAGUCCAAGAAGAUCAAUGUGAAGGAUCCAUUUGAGCCAAAUACAGGAAAUACCGAUCCAAGGCGUGUACCAACUUUGAGUGAACCUGUGACUGACAAUACUACCAAAGUUGAACACUUGAGGCCUCACAGUCAAACUCACCAGACCAUUAAACCAUUCGAGGAGGAGCCUUCUGAAAAAUAUGUAGACAUGGAAUCAGCAAGCCACAUCUCUCUCAUUCGUGACUUGCCAGAUUUGAAUUCAGAGCAACCAGAAACAGUCUAUGAAGCUCAGCUAUCUGAUGCCAAUGCCACUGAGAAACAUGGAAGCCCUGCUGGAAGUAAAAAAAAGAGAAAGUCAAAGAAGUCUCGUACAACUAAUCAAGAUUCUUCCCCUAUGGACCCUUCAGAUGUUCCUUCAGGUCUUCCCACUUCUGACCAUCUCACUGAUAGAUCUAAUAACCUGAACCUCUUGCAUUGCAUGGAGAUAGAACUUUCAUCCAAUAAACAACCAAUUGAUAUUUGUGCUGCAAGGUCUGGUAUGGAAAUUGACAAAGUCACUGAGAGUGAGGCAGAACAUCUUCGUGCCAAUAACGGAUUAAGUGAGCAGGAUAUUCGAACUGGUACUAGUCAUCUGGAUGCACAAAAUAAAGAUGAGAAAGAAAAUAUAAAAUCUAAAAGGAAUAACAAUACUGCUGGAGAGAGCCUUGCAAUUUUGGCUAAGAGUGAUCAUGAAGUUUGUGCGGAAAAAAUGGUACCUUCAAAUGAUCAAAUAUUGGUAGUUGACCAUCCACCUAAUGUCGCUGAGGUAUCAGGAACAGCCAUAGCUGAUCAUAUUCGCCAAGUUUCAGUUGCUGAUGUAGAGAUUCCAGAAAGUGAAGUCAAUAGUGGACAAGCCUGCGGAAAUCUUGAGGGUAAUAGAGAGAUUGUGCUACAAGGUGAAGUGAGUAGUACUGAAGAUGGUGAAGGUAUUAACUUCAGACGUUACUUUGUUCCUAGUUCACAAAAGACUAAAGGUGCUUCUGACAAAGUGGAAAAAGCAGUGACAUUGAGUAUGGAUACUACAGCAACUGGGGAGAAAUCUGCAAAUGGUACUGUUCCUUCCAUUCCAGGAGGCUUGGGGAAUACACCAGCUCAUGAUGAGAAUCUGAAUGAUGAAAACAACCGUAGUAGUGGUUGCACUGAACUUGGAAAGGCAAAAUAUGACAAACAUGAGAAGGUUAAACUUCACUCCAAUAAGAAAUCCCCAAAAAUAUCAGAAACUGAUAUAAAUGGAAGCAAUACUUUUCACCAGGCUGAAAAGCCAAUACUUCAUGGUCCACAUAGCAAGAAAGGUGUUUUUGCUAGCGUGUCUGAAAAUAAAUUAACUUUGGAUGAAUCAAGCUCAACACCAAUCAGUUCUCAAAAGUUUAAUGGAUCUAUAAAGGAUAGCUCACAGCCCCACUCUAAUCACCGAAGUUUAGCUAGUCAAUCAGAUGCCAGGAAAACCACAGAGGUUAACCCAACACACAGUGUUGCUCCUAAGGAUAAGAUAUCACAUCUUGAUGGCAAGAACGAAAAUGGGGAUGUACAUUCUAAAUUCCCCACUCAGACUCCAUCUAGUGAUUCAUCAUCAUCCUCAGUCGAUGGAAGUGAAUCAAGUCAUCAUUCAACCAAAAAUGGACCCGAUGGUGUCAAAGAGAACAACAGUCAUGGGGAGAGUAAUUUAAAAUCCAGCCUUUCAGGUGUGAAGAACUUAACCAUGGAUGCGAUUCUGAGAAGGUCUAAACGAUUCAAGGUGGCCAAGCAGAAAGCUGCUAAACAACUCGAAAGUGAUCCUGAGAGCCAACCUAUUUUGGUCCAGAGUGUUAAAGACAACAACAGUCUUGGGGAGAGUAAUUUAAAAUCCAGCUUUCCAGGUGCACAGAACUCAAACAUGCAUGCAAAUUUAAGGAGGUCUAAGCGAUUCGAGGUGGUAACAUGAAGUUAAUCCUGAGAGGCAGCCUAUUUUGGUCCAGAGUGUUAAAGAAACUAGUAAACAGGCCAAGCAUAAAGCAGCUUAACAAAUCAAAUCCAAGUUGAUUCUGAGAGCAUGCCUGAUUUUUUCCAGUGUGUUAAAGAAACUAGUAAACAGGCGAAGCAGAAAGCAGCUUAACAAAUCCAAGUUGAUUCUGAGAGCAUGCCUAAUUUUAUCCAGAUUGUUAAAGAAACUAGUAAAUAGUAAUGUUUGUAUCCCCUAGUACCCUCUCAUGAAAGCCCAUUGGUUCCUUGAGCCUUUGUUACUAACAUUCUUGCACCCCCAUUAAUGUGUUUUUUUUACUUUGGAUAAAAUUAUUCCACA